Molecule: messenger RNA, 975 nt
Organism: Rhipicephalus microplus (southern cattle tick)
Lineage: Eukaryota; Metazoa; Arthropoda; Arachnida; Ixodida; Ixodidae
Product: palmitoyltransferase ZDHHC15B
Biological process (GO): peptidyl-L-cysteine S-palmitoylation; protein targeting to membrane; synaptic vesicle maturation
Cellular component (GO): Golgi apparatus; endoplasmic reticulum
Molecular function (GO): protein-cysteine S-palmitoyltransferase activity
Source: RefSeq, a predicted model, not a curated record
AUGGUGCUUCUGAGUUCCGACGGCAGCGGAGAAACAAACGUCCCCCUCCCUCCACCCUUUCCCCGCAAACCACGCACUGGCUCCGGGCGGAACCCCUGCGUCGCGGCCACGGGCCACCGCAUCGCCGCCCUGGUACGGCUCCUGAGGGCCUUGCUGUGCCCCAUAGCUGGCUGUCGCAAGCGGUUCCGGAGCGCGUUCGCCCUGAUGCGGCUCAUGCCCAUCGUUAUCGAGUUCAUCGUGCUCGCCUGGGAGUACCACACGUACGUGCUGGUCAUGUGCUGUCAUCUGCUGGCCGACAGCGGGCAGGCCUACAGGGUCUCCCGCCUGGUCGGCUUCCAUGUGACGCUGCUGUGCGCGCUGUGGCCCUUCGAGCGCCUGCUGCGCACGCCGCUCAAACCGGUGCCCGUCUGCUUCUACGUGAUGCAGCGCAUGGACACCGCCGACCGGCGUCGGCGCUACUGCUACCAGUGCCACGUGAUAAAGCCCGACCGCUGCCACCACUGCCAGGUGUGUGGCACGUGCGUGCUCAAGAUGGACCACCACUGUCCCUGGUUCAACAAGUGCGUAUCCUUCUCCAACUACAAGUACUUCAUCCUCUUUCUCUUCUACUCGUUCGUGCACUGCGUCUACGUGUCGGCCACCACGUACCCUCACUUCGGCGCCAUGACGCGCCUCGUUCUGGGCAUCUGGCCCGAGGUCAACCUCACCUUCCUCUUCCUCCUGUCAUUGUUCUUCGGCUUGGCCUUCGUCGGACUGCUGCUUUACCACCUGUUCCUGCUGUGCAUCAACUGCACCACGCUGGAGAUGAUCGCGAGGCAGGGCAUACGCCGCUACGACAUUGGCCUAUGCAGAAACAUCGCGCAGGUGAUGGGACCGCGCAAGCUGCUCUGGCUCGUGCCCGUCUACACCGGCCUCGGAGACGGCGCCGUAUUCCCACUGCGCGCGGACGUCACCAAGACCGCGUGGGCGGUGUGA